Molecule: messenger RNA, 13351 nt
Organism: Thalassophryne amazonica
Lineage: Eukaryota; Metazoa; Chordata; Actinopteri; Batrachoidiformes; Batrachoididae
Gene: dnah2
Product: dynein, axonemal, heavy chain 2
Biological process (GO): microtubule-based movement
Cellular component (GO): dynein complex
Molecular function (GO): dynein light intermediate chain binding; dynein intermediate chain binding; ATP binding
Source: RefSeq, a predicted model, not a curated record
GGAAAAGGAUGGAAGAGGGCAACCUUAAGAAUAUUCGUCAGCUGUUUAUCCGUUGUGUGGUUCUUUGGGGUAUAAAUGAGGACUCUUGGACACAGGAGAAUGAGAAAGCAGUCGAUGAAUUUAUUCUGGACACCUCCAUGAGAACAAUGAUGGUGUACUUGGAUCCCUGCAAUGGACUACGGGUUGAAUAUUCAAUGCCUGCACAGGUUGUUGAACAUGUUCUGACUUUUACCCGUGAGCCAGAAGCCAUGAUCACGAUAGAGACGUUUGAUGAGGUUGUGGAGUUUGACACAUUGCGUUGCAGCAGCCUCUUGCAAAACAUGAUUCUUCAGAUGACGUGUCUGCAUGUUCCUGUGGUUGCCCUCAGUAGAGGCAUGGAGCCAAACACCCGGCACAGCUACCUCAGUGAUAUGCACUGCUAUCUGGCAAGCCUCACAGAGCAUGCAUAUCAGGAGGUGCACAAAACUGUGCUGUACAUCCCACUGGAAGGUCUCGAGUGCAGCCCCGAUGAAGCCUGCAAAGACAAAAUGCUCGUGCAAAGACUGGAGACUGUGGUGAUCCAAUGGUCCGAUCAGAUCAAGGUGUUCCUGAAUGUCCAGGAAAGGGUGAGCAUCACUGGAAAUCCCCUGGAAGAGAUAGAAUUUUGGAUGAAACGCUCUGCCAGGCUGUUGGACAUGAGCAAGCAGGUUCAAAGCCCACAUGUCCAGCACGUCAAGAGCAUCCUGCAGCUCUCCAAGUCUUUCUAUUUAGAGCUCUUCUGCAAGCUGGCGGAGGAAAUACAGGAUUGCUCUGAGGUAGCCCGAUCCAAUGCAUCUUUCCUGUCCAUACUGAAGGAGCCCUGUGAGGAGCUCGCUCAGCUCAGUCCAAGCCAAGCGGCUCCCAAGCUCAAACACAUUGUCAGCCUCAUCCGCAUCAUCUGGAACAAAUCCCCCCACUACAACACCACUGAGAGGAUCACUGCUCUGUUCUGCAAGAUGACAAAUGUUGUCAUCCACUUGUGCUUACGAAGCAUUUCUCUGGACAGAAUCUUUGAGGGCUACGUGAUCUCCAGCAAGAAAACCCUGUAUGAUUGUAUUCACUGCUGCAACACCUGGAAAGAGAUUUAUGUACAUGCUGUUCAUGCUCACAAAUCUUCUACAAAAGAUUGGGUGCUGGAUGAAGCUAUGAUUUUUUCUGUGGUUGACAUCUUUGUUUUGAGGUUGGAGGAGCUGAUUGAGGUGUGUGACUGCCAGCAGCAGUUUGCUCGCUGGGAGGACGGGCAGCAGAAACCUCUGCUGAACUGGGGCGGCCGGUGGUCCCUGGAGCUCACACAUGGCCUCCAGGAUGUAGAAAAGAAAUUCCAUCGUCGCUUACAGACACUGCGCUCUGCUGGAAAGGACAUCCUGGAUGUUGAGAGCAAGAUCUGGACUAAAGAAUUCAAAAGGUUUCGUUGUUUGGUGAACCAGCUGGAGAUGAUGAUGCAGAACCUAAUCCAUUCAGCAUUUAGGACAGUGAACACAGACGAUGGAAUUUACCUGCUGGACAUUUUUGAGCCAAUGUUACGAAGAGAGGUUAUGAAGCAUACUACAGAAGAAAAGGUGAACGAAAUAUAUGCCAUGUUCAACAGGGAGCUCAAAAUGGUCAAUAAUGCAUUGAGCCAGAGGCCACCAUGCUCUUACCAUGUGACCCAGCUGUUGGAUCAGGUCCCAUGGGUGAUUGCCCUCAGAAAUCGCUUACAGGCAUCCAUGGAGGUGGCUCACUUUAUGCCCCAGACGACCAUUCACCAACAGCUAGUGUUUGAUUAUGGCCAGACGCUCCAGGUAAUGGAAACAGUCAUACACCAACUCUACAAUGAGUGGCUAGACAAUGUAAAGGAACAGAGCCUCAAGAUCCUGGAACAGCCACUCAUGGUGUGGCUCAAAGACAAGUCUGGAAUGUUGGACGUCAACUUUGACAACAAUCUGUUGACCCUGUUCUCUAAGAUCCAGCACUGGGAUCAACUGAAGUUUGAGAUCCCCCAGAAUGUGUCCGAAAUUUACCAACACAGUGAAGACCUCAGACUCAUCAAGUUGAAAACAGUACAGCUGGUCCAGGACUAUAACAGGAUCAUUGAGGCGUUGUCUCCUGAUGAGUUGGGUCUCUUCCGGGAGCGGAUUCGUUUCUUGGAUAAAAAGAUUAAACCAGGCCUGACCACGGUCCUGUGGUUGUCUAAAGGACCUUCUGACCACUUCCUUCGUGAUUGCCUCCUCCAUGUCAAAAAGGUCCAGUCUAUAAUUGAUGGAUAUAAAGUGUCCAAUGUUUCUAUCUCCAGCCUCUGUCGCAAGAUCAGUGAAACUUUACUGAUUCAACUGGAUGGCAAGACUGUGUACAGUGACACUGAGUUUGAGAAUGAACAGAAUUCUCAUCAGCACAGGCAGCUCCAGACGCUACGUUCAAAGCACCAGGAUAUUGUAGAUAUUAUGAGCCGUACCUACAACAUUUUCUCCAGUGAUGGACCUGAGGUCCAGCUGCACUGGGAGACCUACACAGAAAAGCUUGACGGCCUUGUGCAAAAGGCUCUAAAGGUCAAUGUCAAACACUCCAUGCAGGAGCUGUCCAAAGCCGUAAACGGAAAUAAGAAUAUGGCGCCCAAUCCCUUGUUCAAUGUCCUUGUCGUACUCAACAUGAGCAAAGUAAAGGUUGAAUUUUCCCCAAAUGUGGAAAAACUGAGUGAGACUGUGAACAAUGUUCUGCCUCAAAUCAUCAACGUGAUCUCAGAAUUUAAACGAUUGCCUGAACUUCUCACCGGCAAACUCUCUCAGAUGAAAGAUAUACACAUCAUCAUUGACCAAGAUGAAGAGAUCUUGAAGCUUAAAGCUGCAGUCGCCACAGGGGUGACAGCCAAUGCUAGCCACCUGCAGACCUAUCUGAAGACAUGGGAUAAAUACAGGGAUCUCUGGGAAGGCGACAAGGAUGCUUCUAUGCAGGAUUACCAGAGGCGUAACCCACCAGUCACAUCUUUUGAAGCUGAUAUAUAUCGGUACACAGAAAAGGCCAGCAGUGUUCAGCAAGAAAAGAUGGUGAGCAACAUUGGAUUUGUCAAGGUGAACUGUUCGCCGCUCAAAUCCUCCCUGAUGCAGCACUGCAGCAUUUGGCAGAACAAGUACACUGAGCUGCUCAACCGCAUGGCCAGCACCCGCCUCAAAGAGCUUCAUGGCUACAUGCACGACAACAGCAACAGGCUAAGAAGUUCUCCCCAGACACUGGUGGAGCUUGAUGAGAUGCUGAAGCUCUUUGAGACUCUGCAGGGCAGUCUCAAGACGGAGGUUCAGAUUCCAGUUGUCAUGAACAGUUUGCACUUCUGGAAAAAAUAUGAGGUCAUCGUGGAUCAGAAGGUGCAGGACACUCUGGAGCUGCUCAAUGAUGAGUGGUUGUGGUUUCAGCAGGUGCUGAUUGACAGCAACAUCAUGCUGCAAAAGCACAAGGAGAAGUUCAAGAGUGGCCUCAUCCUCUCUGCUGAGGAGCUCAAGGAAAAGAUCCAUACUGCUUUGCAGGAGUUCAACAGAAGUGGUCCAUUUAACAGUGCACUGAGCACUGAGGCAGCCUUUCAGCAGGUAGCAGUGCUCCGCAGCCAACUGGAGGCUCUGAAGGAAGAGGAGAACAUGAUUCUUCAUGGCCUGGAUUUCUUUGAGAUAAAACAUCCCCCAUCCAAAGGCAUCCAGAGGCUGGAGAAGAAUGUGGACCACCUGCUGGAGGCUUGGGAACUUGCACAGGAAUGGAAUACCAACUGGGACAUAUGGAAAGUUGGUCAUUUUACAACUCUGCAGACAGAGAGCAUGGAGAGUACAGCUCAAGUCAUGUUCAAGAAACUCCACAAACUCCAGAGAGAACUCAAGGACAAGUGCUGGGACGUAGUAGACUUCUCCAAGAACAAGAUUGACCAGUUCAAGAAGGUCAUCCCUCUCAUUACCGACCUUAAAAACCCUGCAAUGAGAGACAGGCACUGGAACCAGAUUUGCCAACACCUGCAGUGCUUCAUUGACCCAAACAGUGCUGAAUUCACCCUAGAGAGGAUCAUAUCUCUGGAUCUGGACAGACAUGUUGAAAUGAUUUGUGAGAUCUCCGGUGCAGCCAGCAAGGAGCUUUCCAUCGAACAGGUCCUGGAAAACAUUGACAAGACAUGGCAAAAAAUUGUGCUGGAUGUCACACCUUACAAAGACAAACGACAUCACCUACUGAAGUGCACAGAAGAGUUUUUUCAAACCCUGGAUGACAACCAACUUAUUUUGUCCACAAUGAAGGCAUCCCGGUUUUCCAAAGCCUUUGAGAAGGAGGUGGACUACUGGGAACGCUCUUUGUCCCGGGUCCUGGAAGUCAUUGAGAAGAUCCUCACUGUGCAGCGUCAGUGGAUUUACCUGGAGAAUAUUUUCCAGGGAAAGGAUAUCAGGGAGCAGCUGCCUCAUGAAUGCAAAGAGUUUGGAGAUGUUAGCUCACAUUGGAAAACCAUCAUGGACCGACUUCAGGAGAAUAACAAUGCCCUGAAGGGAACACACCACCCUGGUUUGCUGCUCACACUGUCAGGGAUGAGUGCCAAAAUGGAGGAGAUCCAGAAGGCACUGGACAUGUACCUGGAGACCAAGAGGCAGCUCUUCCCACGGUUCUACUUCCUGUCCAAUGAUGACGUGCUGGAGAUCCUGGGACAGUCACAAAACCCACACGCCAUGCAGCCACACAUGAAGAAAUGUUUCGACAACAUCAAGAGCUUGCAUAUUGAAAAGGUGGAGAACAGUUUAGUGGCCAAAGGGAUGUUCUCAGCUGAUGGAGAAUUUAUUCAAUUCAUCCAAUCAGUGACACUGGAAAGAGCCGUGGAGAGCUGGCUGUGUGAUGUAGAGAAAACCAUGCGUGCCACAUUAAAGGAUUGUCUGAACAGCUGUCAUUCAGCUCUGAAGAAGAUGACACGACAACGAGACAAAUGGGUUAAAGAAUGGCCAGGACAGAUGGUGAUCACAGCCAGUCAGAUUAAAUGGACUGCUAAUGUUACAAAAAGUCUCCUUGUCAACAAGGAGAUAGGAGACAGAUCUGCUCUCCAGUCCAUGAAGAAAAAACAGAUUUCCAUACUUAAGUGCUAUUCAGACCUCAUCCGUGGCAACCUUUCCAAAGUUCUCCGUCUGAAGAUUGUAGCCUUGGUCACAGUGGAGGUUCAUGCCAGAGAUGUCAUCGAUAAGUUGGUCAAAGCAGGCUGCAGUGACAUCAAUGCCUUUGAAUGGCUCUGCCAGCUGCGACUAUACUGGGAGAAGGAUGUAAAUGACUGCGUAAUCCGACAGACCAACACACACUUCAAGUAUGGCUACGAGUACCUGGGCAACUCUGGACGACUCGUCAUCACUCCUCUUACUGACAGAUGUUACAUGACCCUGACCACAGCACUCCAUCUCCACCGGGGGGGCUCCCCUAAAGGCCCAGCUGGUACUGGGAAAACAGAGACAGUGAAGGACUUGGGCAAAGCUCUGGGAAUGUAUGUCAUAGUUGUCAACUGCUCUGAGGGUCUGGACUACAAAUCCAUGGGGCGCAUGUACUCUGGUCUUGCACAGACGGGAGCUUGGGGCUGCUUCGACGAAUUCAACCGUAUCAACAUUGAAGUGUUGUCGGUUGUUGCCCAGCAGAUCCUCUCCAUUCUCUCUGCUCUCUCUGCUGGAUUGACCAAAUUCCAUUUUGAUGGACAGGAGAUACCCCUGGUUUGGUCAUGUGGCAUUUUUAUCACCAUGAACCCUGGCUACGCGGGUCGUACUGAACUUCCAGACAACCUCAAGUCCAUGUUCAGACCGAUCUCUAUGGUGGUGCCGGACUCCACUCUAAUCGCUGAGAUCACACUGUUUGGAGAGGGCUUCAGCAACUGCAAGAUGUUUGCUAAGAAGGUCUUCACGCUGUACUCCCUGGCAGUGCAGCAGCUCUCAAAACAGGACCAUUAUGAUUUUGGCCUGCGUGCCCUUACCUCCUUAUUGCGAUAUGCUGGAAAAAAGCGCCGUUCUUGCCCCAAUGUUCCUGACGAAGAGAUUCUGCUGAUGUCUAUGAAGGAGAUGAACAUUGCCAAGCUCACCUCCAGUGACCUGCCACUCUUCAAUGGGAUCAUCCAGGACUUGUUCCCUGCAGUUGAAACUCCCACCAUAGACUACGGCACAUUAAGGGAGGCAAUAGAGGCGGAGCUUCAUCAAAGUGGUCUCCAAGCCACUCCCUUUACCAUGAAGAAGGUCAUCCAGCUGUAUGAGACCAAAACCUCCAGACACUCCACCAUGCUUGUUGGGAAGACAGGCAGCGGUAAGACAGUCACCUGGAGGACCCUGCAGGGGGCGCUCACUGCUUUGCAUCAUAAGGGAGUGCCGGGCUUCCAGCUGGUGCAGGUUUAUCCUCUGAACCCCAAAGCUAUAAGUCUGGGAGAGCUGUACGGUGAAAACAACCUCGCCACCAACGAUUGGACCGAUGGAGUGCUCUCCUCCCUGAUGAGGAAAGCUUGUGCAGAUGAGAAACCAGAUGAGAAGUGGAUUGUUUUUGAUGGGCCUGUCGACACUCUGUGGAUCGAGAGUAUGAACUCGGUCAUGGAUGACAACAAAGUGCUAACACUCAUUAAUGGAGAGAGGAUUGCCAUGCCAGAACAGGUGUCGCUGCUGUUUGAGCUGGAGAAUCUGGCAGCGGCCUCUCCAGCUACAGUGUCUCGCUGCGGGAUGGUUUACAAUGAUUACUCUGACCUCGGAUGGAAGCCUUUCGUUCACUCCUGGCUGGACAAACGACACAAGGCUGAGGUUGAGCAUCUGAAGAGUUUGUUUGAUAAGUACACAGAGAGCACUUUAAAGUUUAAGAGGAACAACUGUAAGGAGCUGGUCCACACAACUGAGCUCAAUGGAGUCAUUUCUCUGUGCCGCCUCUAUGACUCACUGGCCACAUCCAGUAACGGGGUGAACGUGUCAGACACAAACAGUUUGAGUAAAAUGGUGGAGCUCUGGUUCAUCUUCAGUCUUAUCUGGUCCAUCUGUGCUUCUGUUGAUGAGGUUGGACGCCAAAGAAUGGACAACUUCCUACGGGAGCUGGAAGGCACCUUCCCUAUCAAGGACACUAUUUACGAGUACUACGUGGACAUCAAGAACAAAGCCUGGGCUCCUUUUGAAAAUAAACUGACAAAGGAUUGGAAAUUUGAUGACAACGCUCCUUUUUACAAGAUUAUAGUUCCAACAGUGGACACCGUUCGCUAUAAUUUCCUUGUUACUGCUUUGGUGUCGGCUCAGUACCCAGUGCUGCUCACUGGGCCAGUCGGCACUGGUAAGACCUCAGUGGCCCAGAGUGUCCUGCAGGGCUUAGAUAAGUCCCGGUGGACUGUCCUCACGGUCAGCAUGUCCUCUCAGACGUCCUCUAACAACAUGCAGGCCAUGGUGGAGAGCCGUGUGGAGAAAAGGACCAAAGGCGUUUUUGUGCCAUCAGGUGGCAAACGCAUGCUGUGCUUCCUGGAUGACCUCAAUAUGCCGGCUCAUGAUCUCUUUGGAUCCCAACCGCCGCUGGAGCUGCUGCGCCUCUGGAUGGACUACGGCUUCUGGUACGACCGCCAGAAACAGAACCUUAAAUAUGUCAAGGACAUGUUCUUACUGGCAUCUAUGGGGCCCCCCGGUGGUGGGAGGACUCACAUUUGUGGUCGCUUACAGAGUCGAUUCAACCUCAUUAACAUGACAUUUCCUAAUGAGUCUCAAAUCAUGCGAAUCUACAACACCAUGAUCAGGCAGAAACUGCAUGGCUUCAAGGAAGUGAAGGACAUUGGAGAGAUUCUGCCUCAGGCCACCUUAGAACUGUAUUCUGCUGUUACAGCUCGUUUUCUACCCACGCCAGCCAAAAUUCACUAUCUGUUCAAUCUCAGGGAUAUCUCAAAGGUGUUCCAGGGUCUACUGAGAGCUCACCCCGACUACCAUGAUACUAAAAACAGUAUCACUCGCUUGUGGAUCCAUGAGUGUUUCAGGGUUUUCUCUGACCGUCUUGUUGAUCGCAGUGACACUGAUGCCUUUAUUGCUGUCCUGUCUGAGAAACUGGGGUCACUCUUUGACACUACAUACCACAACAUCUGCCCCAGCAAACAGCCCCCAGUAUUUGGUGAUUUCCUGAGUGAUUCUCAUGUUUAUGAGGAUGUGCUGGACAUACAGAGUCUGAAGAGGUUUAUGGAGACCCACCUGGAGGACUAUAACCUAACCCCCGGCGUAGUGCCAGUGAACCUGGUGCUGUUCCAAGAUGCCAUCGAACACAUAACACGAGUGGUGCGUGUGAUCAGUCAGCCCUGGGGCAACAUGCUGCUGUUUGGAGUCGGAGGCUCAGGCAGACAGAGCCUGUCCAAAAUGGCCGCCUCCAUCUGUGAGUACCAGGUGUUCCAGGUGGAGGUCACCAAACAGUACCGCAAGCAGGAGUUCAGAGAAGACAUCAAGAAGCUGUACCGUUUGUCUGGUGUGGACAACAAGCCCACAGUGUUCCUGUUUAAUGACACCCAGAUCAUUGAAGAGUCCUUCCUGGAGGACAUCAAUAACAUCCUGAGUUCAGGAGAGGUGCCGAACCUGUACAAACAGGAUGAGUUUGUUGAGGUGUGUAAUGCCUUGACUGAGUCUGCCAGGAAAGACAAUGUGAUCGAGACUCCUGAGUCCCUGUUCAGCUACCUGAUAGAGCGAGUCAGGAGUAACCUGCACAUCGUGCUGUGCAUGAGCCCAGUGGGGGAAACCUUCAGGAAUCGCAUCCUUCAGUACCCAGCGCUAGUCAACUGCACAACCAUCGAUUGGUUCUGUGAGUGGCCCAGAGACGCCCUGUUAGAGAUCGCUGAGCGAUACUUGGAUGGGCUGGACCUCGGCUCUUUGGAAGGGAUCCAGACUAAAGUCGCCAGUGUCUUUGUGACCACACAUCAAACGAUGGGUCAGUUCUCCCAGAGGAUGAAGGUGGAGCUGAAGAGACACAACUAUGUGACUCCGACCAACUACCUGGAGCUGGUGUCCGGAUACAAGAAGCUUCUGCUGGAAAAACGUAGUGAACUCGGGGAGCAGGUGAAUAAGCUGCGUAACGGCCUCUUCAAGAUUAGCGACACGCAGGAGAAAGUCAAGGUCAUGUCUGUGGAUCUGGAAGAGUCCAAGCAGCAGGUGGCAGAGUUCCAGCAGCAGUGUAACAAGUACCUGAACCACAUUUUACAGCAGAAGAACGAGGCUGACAGGCAGCAGAAGGUGGUGACUGCUGACAGUGAAAAAAUUGCAGCAGAGGAGCUGGAAUGUAAAGCCAUGGCAGAGAAUGCACAGAGAGACCUGGAUGCGGCCUUGCCUGCCCUGGAAGAGGCCAUGAAGGCUCUGGAAUCACUAAAUAAGAAGGACAUGACAGAGAUUAAGUCAUAUGGCCGCCCACCAGCACAAGUGGAGAGAGUGAUGCAGGCUGUGAUGAUCCUCCUGGGCAAAGAGCCCACAUGGGCCGAGGCCAAGAGACAGCUGGGUGAAGCAAAUUUCAUCAAAACAUUAGUCAACUUUGACAAGGACAACAUAUCUGACCGCAUGUUGAAGAAGAUUGGGCUGUACUGCAGACAGCCAGAGUUUGAGCCGGACAGUGUCGGGGCUGUGUCGCUUGCUGCCAAGUCCCUCUGUAUGUGGGUCAGAGCUAUGGAGGUUUAUGGGAGACUCUACAGGGUGGUGGAACCUAAGCGGGCCCUGCUGCACGCGGCCAUGACCCAACUGGCAGACAAACAGGCUGCGCUGGUCAACGCCCAGAACAAACUGCGAGAGGUGGCGGAGAAGCUUGAGCAACUGAAACAAGAACACACUGAGAAACUUGCUCAGAAAGAGACUUUACGCAUUAAGGCAGAAGACAUGGAGGUCAAACUUAAACGAGCCGACACGCUGGUCUCUGGACUUGCUGGGGAAAAGACCCGGUGGGAAGAGAGAGUCCCUGGUCUGGAGGAGAGUAUGAGCUACCUGGUAGGAGACUGUCUGCUGGCAGCAGCUUUUCUGUCCUACAUGGGACCUUUUCUGUCCAACUACAGAGACGAGCUGCUCAACAUCUGGAUAACAGAGGUGAGGGAGUUGGAGAUUCCAGUUUCUCCAGAUUUCAGUUUUUCAUCCUUCAUGUCCAAGCCCACAGUCGUGAGGGACUGGAACAUUCAGGGCCUUCCCUCUGAUGUAUUCUCUACUGAAAAUGGAGUUAUGGUCACCCGUGGAAAUAGAUGGCCAUUGAUGGUGGAUCCUCAAGGCCAGGCUUUGAAGUGGAUCAAGAACAUGGAGAUGGAAAAGAGUUUAAAAGUGAUAGACUUUCAAAUGCCAGACUACAUGCGGGUGCUGGAGCACGCUAUCCAGUUUGGGAAUCCUGUUUUGCUGCAAAACAUCCAGGAGGAUUUGGACCCCUCUCUGAACCCGAUCCUCAACAAGUCUCUAACACGGAUGGGUGGCAGGCUGCUGUUGAAGUUAGGUGAUAAAGAAAUAGAGUACAAUCCAGAGUUUCGUUUCUACAUUACCACUAAACUGUCCAACCCACACUACACCCCAGAGAUUUCAACCAAAACUACAAUUGUCAACUUUGCUGUGAAGGAGCAGGGUCUGGAAGCCCAGCUGCUGGGUAUUGUUAUGCGUAAGGAACGGCCUGACCUCGAAGAACAGAAGGACUCGUUGGUGAUCAGCAUUGCUUCCGGAAAGAGAAAACUGCAGGAUCUGGAGGAUCAGAUCCUCAGUUUGCUUAAUGAGGUGACUGGCUCCCUGCUGGAUGACACUCAGCUGGAAAACACCCUGCAGACGUCCAAAAUGACCUCCGCAGAGGUUUCAGAGCAGCUGGAGAGCAGCGAACAGACUGAAAUCAUGAUUGACUCCGCUCGAGAGGCCUACCGUCCAUGUGCUGAGCGAGCCUCCAUUCUCUUCUUCGUUCUGAACGACAUGAGCUGUAUAGAUCCGAUGUAUCAGUUCUCUCUGGAUGCUUACAUCAACCUGUUCAGCCUGAGCAUCAAGAAGAGUAAGCACAGCCAAAAGCUGGAGGAGAGGAUCUUCAACCUCAACAGCUACCACACAUAUGCAGUGUACAGGUACACUUGCCGCGGCCUGUUUGAGGUCCACAAGCUGCUUUUUAGCUUCCAGAUGUGUGUCAAAAUUCUUGAGGCAGCUGGCAAACUGAAUGUUGAGGAGUACAACUUCUUUCUGAGAGGAGGAAUUGUGCUUGACAAGGCAGAGCAGAUGGACAAUCCCUGUCCGAGCUGGCUGGCAGACACCAGCUGGGACAACAUCACAGAGCUGGAGAAACUGCCCGACUUCCAGGACAUCACGACCUCUUUUGAACGGUAUCCACAAGCCUGGCACCAGUGGUAUAUGAGUGCUGAGCCAGAGACUGAAACCCUACCAGCUGACUGGGAGAAUAGCUGUACUGAGCUGCAGAAGAUGCUGAUAGUACGCUCCCUGAGGCAGGACCGCGUCACCUUCUGUGUUACUUCCUUCAUUGUUAAUAACCUGGGAAAUUGCUUUGUGGAGCCUCCCGUUCUCGACAUGAAGACGGUUGUGGAGGAAUCUACCUGCACGACUCCUCUGAUCUUUGUUCUGUCUUCCGGGGUGGACCCCACGGGAGCCCUGGUGCAGCUGGCUGAUGCCUCUGGCAUGAAAGAGCACUUUGUGUCUCUGUCUCUGGGACAGGGACAGGCCCCCAUUGCUAAGAACAUGAUCGAAGAGGGCGCCGAAAGAGGCCACUGGGUGUUCCUCGCCAACUGCCACCUCUCUCUUUCCUGGAUGCCGCAGCUGGACAAGCUGGUGGAGCAGCUCCAAGUGCAGAUGCCUCACUCCAACUUCAGACUGUGGCUCAGCUCCAAGCCCCACCCUGACUUCCCCGUUACCAUCCUGCAAGCUGGUAUCAAGAUGACCACUGAGCCACCAAAGGGGGUCAAAGCCAACAUGAAGCGCUUGUACCAGCUGGUGUCGGAGUCUCAGUUCAGCAGCCGCACAAAGCCCGUUGUCUACAGGAAGCUGCUCUUCUCCCUCUGCUUCUUUCACAGCACGCUGCUAGAAAGGAAGAAGUUUCUACAGCUGGGUUGGAACAUUGUCUACGGCUUCAACGAUUCUGAUUUUGAGGUGAGUGAGAGUCUUCUAAGGCUCUAUUUGGAUGAAUAUGAGGAGAUUCCUUGGGAUGCUCUAAAGUAUCUUAUAGCUGGGGUCAACUAUGGCGGCCAUGUGACUGACGACUGGGACAGACGCCUUCUCACCACGUACAUCAGCAAGUACUUCUGUGAUGCCGCUGUCACCCAAGAUAACUUCAAGUUGUCAUCAUUAUCCACCUAUUACAUCCCUCAAGAUGAUGCGCAGUCCACAUACAGGGAUUAUAUCAGCCAACUGCCGGCCACAGAGCACCCCGAGAUGUUUGGCCAGCACUCUAACGCCGACAUUGCCAGCCAGAUUGCUGAGACGAGGACACUGUUUGACACCCUGCUUUCCCUGCAGCCACAGGUCACCAGCACUGUUGCUACGGGAGCCAGGUCCAGUCGAGAAGACAAGGUGUUGGAGCUGUUGUCAGACAUACGUGGGCAGAUUCCAGCAAUGAUAGACUACAAAGGCACCAGGGCCCAGCUCCAGGAUGACCUUUCCCCUCUGAAUGUGGUGCUUCUCCAAGAGAUCCAGAGAUACAAUGCCCUGCUGCACACUGUCACAUUGUCCUUGACUGAGCUCAAGAAAGCAAUUAAAGGCUUGGUGGUGAUGUCAUCAAGCUUGGAGGAGACCUUUAACUACAUCUACAAUGCCCGUGUGCCACCACUGUGGAGCCAGGCAUACCCCUCCCUCAAGCCCCUGGCAUCGUGGACACGAGACCUGUGCCAGCGCAUCGAUCAAUUAAUGCGGUGGGUGGAGACAGCAGAACCCCCCGUCUUGUUCUGGAUGUCUGGCUUCACCUUCCCCAACAGCUUCCUCACUGCAGUGCUGCAGUCCUCUGCUCGGCAGAAUAAUAUUUCAGUGGACACACUGUCAUGGGAGUUUGCCGUGUCAACUUUAGAUGACAGCAACCUCCUCAAUCCACCCAAGGAUGGAGUGUUUGUUCGAGGUUUGUACCUGGAGGGGGCAGGUUGGGACAAGAAGAACUCCUGUCUGGUGGAGGCUGAACCCAUGCAGAUGGUGUGUCCCAUUCCCACCAUCCACUUCAAGCCUGUGGAAAAACGGAGAAAGAUGGCCGAACCUAUGUACCUGUGUCCCUGUUACUAUUUCCCGGUGCGUUCGGGCGGAGCAGGUCGUCCGUCUUUUGUGGUCGCAGUGGAACUGAAAUCCGGAGCGGUGUCCCCAGACCACUGGAUUCAGAGAGGGACGGCUCUUCUAAUGAGCCUGUCUGACUGACGGACUCCAUUCAUUUCUGCUCAUGUUUUGUUGUACUAAUAAAUCGCCUAUAAAAUGAU